Neoarius graeffei (lesser salmon catfish) is the source of this 1326-nucleotide messenger RNA. Its product is annotated as Ras-related protein Rab-33B-like. The transcript has 2 exons. Bases 64 to 741 code for a protein of 225 amino acids. The record is from RefSeq and is a predicted model, not a curated record. Lineage: Eukaryota; Metazoa; Chordata; Actinopteri; Siluriformes; Ariidae. Gene Ontology annotation, cellular component: endosome; Golgi apparatus. Gene Ontology annotation, molecular function: GTP binding; GTPase activity. Gene Ontology annotation, biological process: Rab protein signal transduction.
GCUCGCGCUGAGGUCAGGUUUAUCUUUGUGUUCUCGCGAUACUUCACGGGAACUCGUAGUGCUAUGGCAGCUGGUCCUGAUCUCACUGCAGCCCGUGACAGAGACAGUCUCGGGAAUGAUUCGUUUCAGGACAGUUUUCAAACAAGGAUAUUUAAAAUAAUUGUCAUUGGUGACUCGAAUGUUGGGAAAACGUGUUUAACUUAUAGGUUCUGUGAAGCUAAAUUUCUUAAAAACCCAGAAGCCACAAUCGGUGUUGACUUCAGAGAAAAGAUCCUGGAGCUGGGGGCACAAAGCAUCAAGUUACAGAUUUGGGACACAGCAGGACAGGAGCGAUUCAGAAAGAGUAUGGUGGACCAUUACUACCGCAGCGUGCACGCUGUGAUCUUUGUUUAUGAUGUAAGCAACCUGGCAACCUUCGAAAGUCUGCCUGAGUGGAUUGAGGAGUGUAGGCGCCACUCAGUCCCACUGAGCGUGCCCCACAUUUUAGUAGGGAACAAAUGUGACUUAGGAAGACGAGAGGUUCCCAUCUCUUUGGCCCAACGACUAGCCGAUAGCUACAAUUUCCCCCUUUUUGAGACGUCUGCCAAAGACCCCGCUGAGAAGGAGCAUGUGGACGCCAUUUUCCUCACGCUGGCCCACAGGCUGAAGAAUCACAAGCCUCUGAGGCUGAAACAGCCAAGUGGAAGCAUUGCAACACCCCUGAAUAGUGAACAGGAAGAGAAGAAGUUCUGUUUUUGCUGAGAGACUGUGGCCAUGUGUAACUGAUUUAAAAUGAUGAAAUGGUCAGAUGGCUGGGUUAGAUUUUGAACUUUUUGCUGUUUUUAUUGGAACAGAAAGGGAUAGAGGGCAGGCAUCAUUAACUAUGUGCACUUAGCAAAGGUGUUCCUUAUUCUUUGAAGCCAGUGUGAGUGUUUACCAAUAAAUUAGUACAAUGAUUAAGUGGAACAACACAACAGCAUUAAUGAAGCAAACAAUUGCAAAAGAAAAUAAAAUAGUUAGAUUUGAAUUACAUUAAAAUGCAUUGAUAUUUUAUUUGUACAGCGCUUUUAACAAUGGACGUUGUCACAAAGCAGCUUUACAGAAAUAUAUAAAUUCAGGAUAUAAACUUUAAACAUGCGAAUUUAAAAAAAGCCUUAUUAGCGUGACAAAACUACAUCGUCAAACUAUAUGACUAGUUUUACAUUGCUUUUAAGGUCUAGGGCACAUGCAUUCUGAGCAACUUGAAUUGUGAUGUUUUUGUUCAGUGUUCUUUGCCUCUUUCAUGCUGUUUGUUGUCACUUAUUAUGACCUUUUUCCACCAAAUCAGUUCCAGGGCUGGUUCGGGGC